This is a messenger RNA of Sphenostylis stenocarpa, 399 nucleotides long. The record is from the annotation of a GenBank genome assembly. Lineage: Eukaryota; Viridiplantae; Streptophyta; Magnoliopsida; Fabales; Fabaceae.
AGAUUUGGUCAUUGGUUGCUGAUAAGAAUGAAUGUGGUGGGCAAAGUUGGAAGCUUGAUAACCCAAGGUGUUUAUUCAGUUGCUACUCCUUUUCAUUCCUUUGGUAGGGCGGUUGAUGUCAUUGUUGUUCAGCAGCCAUAUGGCACGUUUCGGUGCAUGCCGUGGUAUGUUCGCUUUGGAAAGUUUCAAGGUGUGCUCAAAGGUGCUGAAAAGGUUGUUCGGAUAAACGUCAAUGGGGUUGAAGCACACUUCCACAUGUAUCUUGAUAAUUCGGGGGAGGCUUAUUUUGUAAAAGAGAAACUUGUGCCUCUGUCUUUGGUCAAGGGGACAAUUGCAUUUAAAGCUGAAACAUUGCAGUUCUGUCUCUUUGGAUUUGAAAUCCGAUCUUCAUCAAACCAG